AUGGCAGAAUUAGCAUCCAAUAAGCUCAACCCAGAGAGCCACAUCAUCUUGGACCAACCACUUCUUCGACUACCUCACGAACUCGCUCGCAGGAACUUCAAAACAGUCCAAAGAGCCGUCGAGCGAGAAAAAGAAUAUGUCAUCCCAACACUCAAAGAAACCGCCAAUGCCUCACUCUCCAACACACAAACACCGGAUCAGACACUUGCCGCCCUCGAUGCCAUGAUUUCUAGAAUGCAAGGCCUGAAGCGGAAAAUGGAAGGCUUGCAGGAGGAAGAGAAGAAAAUUCACAAUCAAUCCCGCAAACGAAUCCAACACCUGGAAACCCUCCACAAGAUCCCGAGUCUGGCGGACGUCAAGUAUGACCAGUGGUCAAGGGUGCGGUUAGAUCGAUUACUGGUGGACCAUAUGCUACGGUCAGGCUACUCGGAUAGUGCGCAAAAACUGGCAAAGGAGAGAGGUAUUGAGGAUCUCGUGGAUCUCGGUGUAUUCACGCAGUGUCAACGAGUGGUGGAGAGCCUACGGAAGAGGGAAACCAAGGAGGCUCUACAGUGGUGUGGUGAGAAUAAAGCAGCCUUGAAAAAGAGUCAAGUGAGUUCAUCCCAAUUCCGUGACAUGAUAUCUCGGACUAACCGGACCAAGCAUAAUCUCGAAUUUGAGCUUCGGCUGCAACAGUACAUCGAAAUGGUGCGGACACAAGACAGAUUCAAGAAGGUUGAAGCGAUUAUACAUGCUAAGAAGUACCUUGUAUCAAAUCCUCAAUCUCAGAAUAUGGAGAUAAUGCGAGCUGCUGGAUUGCUUGUGUUCACGCAGGACACGAGAGCCGAGCCUUACAAGUCUCUCUUCUCACCGGAACGCUGGACUUAUCUCUCGAAUCUCUUUGUGCAAACUCAUCAUGAGCUGCUUUCCUUGCCGUCACAGCCAUUAUUGCACAUUGCACUUUCAGCAGGACUAUCGGCACUCAAAACACCCUUGUGUCACUCAGCAUACACAUCAUCCAGUUCCAACUCACAGUCAACUUCGACCUCUGUGUGUCCGAUUUGCUCAACUGAGCUGAACGAUCUCGCCCGCAAGAUGCCAUACGCCCAUCACUCGAAGAGUUAUGUAGAAAGCGAUCCAAUCGUUUUACCCAAUGGCCGAGUCUAUGGAAAGCACCGACUGAUCGAAAACAGCAUGAAGAUCGGGACCAUCGAAACAGGCAAGGUCAAAGACCCAACAACGGGCGAGAUCUUCAGUGAAGGCGAAAUGAAGAAAGUCUACAUCAUGUAA
Messenger RNA from Penicillium soppii, 1269 nucleotides. RefSeq names its product FYV10 family protein. Gene Ontology annotation, cellular component: nucleus; cytoplasm; GID complex. The coding region runs from base 1 to 1269 and encodes 422 amino acids. The record is from RefSeq and is a predicted model, not a curated record. Gene Ontology annotation, molecular function: ubiquitin protein ligase activity; protein binding. Gene Ontology annotation, biological process: proteasome-mediated ubiquitin-dependent protein catabolic process. NCBI's taxonomy places the organism in Eukaryota, Fungi, Ascomycota, Eurotiomycetes, Eurotiales, Aspergillaceae. The transcript has 3 exons.